Messenger RNA from Aspergillus wentii DTO 134E9, 2582 nucleotides. RefSeq lists its product as uncharacterized. The coding region runs from base 71 to 2461 and encodes 796 amino acids. The record is from RefSeq and is a predicted model, not a curated record. The transcript is spliced from 5 exons. Gene Ontology annotation, cellular component: intracellular membrane-bounded organelle; Mon1-Ccz1 complex. NCBI's taxonomy places the organism in Eukaryota, Fungi, Ascomycota, Eurotiomycetes, Eurotiales, Aspergillaceae. Gene Ontology annotation, biological process: vesicle-mediated transport.
CGACGAAGAAGGUCAUCAUUCUCGACUAUUGUGCCGCUCUACGGUGAACUAGGCACAUCUUGACGAUGCGAUGCCAGAGAGCGACUUUGCUUCGGUAGUUCCAGCGCAACUUUCCUUCCUCGCGAUCUAUAACCCUCUCCUCGGUCCGACCGACGAAACGCUCAACGACCAAGUCGUGUUCUAUACUUCCAGGUCCAAUCGAUUGCGACGGAUCGAAGGCUCUGCUGCAGAAAAUGAUGACGAUGAAUACAAGGAUGAGUGGAACAGGCGAUUGCGCCAGAUCGGACUGGCGCAGGGUAUGGUGAACUUUGCUAGAAAUUUCUCAGGUGGAAAGGCAGUUGAUUAUGUGGAAACAGAUCGGUCGCGGGUUAUUCUUCAUGAGCUAGAGAAAAAUUGGUGGAUUUUAGCUUCCAUUGACCUCACGCGGCUUCCAGCUGAAUCUACUGGUGGAUCUUCAGCGCAGCGCGAUGUUGCAGAUACUCCUUCUUUCCAGUAUUCUUCUAGGGAAAUGUGCCCCCCGCACCUCUUGAUCCAGCAACUUCGUCGCGCCUAUUCCAUAUUCCUGCUUCACCAUGACUUUACGCUUGAGGAAUUUUAUCAGCGCGUUGGCAGGCUCACAUUCUGCGGUCUUCUUGAGCGUUUCUGGGAGAGAUUUGCGUGGAGCUGGGAGGUCCUCUUAAGCGGGAACCCCGCUGUUGACAUGUACAACGGCAUCAAACUUUCUGCCGGGGGUGAGCUUGGGAUUGGCGUUGGGGAAGAAGAAUGGGGAAGUGGUGAAAGAGAAGUGCUAGAGGACUUUGUGUUCAGAACGGAGGGUCUUGUGGACCUGGUUGUCUCGAGGUUUGGCGACCCAGCUACGAACAUUGAAGAUCCAAAUAAGACGGAGGAUGAUGAGCUCCUGUGGCUUGGGUCAGAUGGUUUUCCUCGGCCUUCGGAUGGUGUCAUAUUCUCAGGUGUGGGUGCCAUAGAAAGAUCAUCUCUGGUCCGUGUCUCCCAGUGGAUGGAGUGGAUCUACAGGAAUGGCGAUGAUGCAUAUGGAGUCAGUAGAGACCCAAAAUCGCCCCGACGUCAAAGACAACGGAAGAAAAGACAGCGAGGAAGACUGUCUUCCAAAGACGCCAACACCUCAUCCAGGCCUGCCAGUGAUUCUCAGGUACCAACCCCUGAUCGCAAUUUCUCCCCCGGGAUACCUCGCCCACUCGUGAUGGGGACAUCGCAGCCUCCCCAAAUCAUAGAUGGAAAAGAUAGCGCUCAAACGAGCGGCGAAAGCUCACCUGCACCAAGUGAGCGUGGCAGUGACUGGUCUGGCUUUGGGACUGAGACAUUUAUGAAGUAUCUUACUCUGGGCUAUGGUUCGUCUUGGAGUCUGUCGUCGGGAACCCCUAGUCCGCAUCCGCGCGUUGCGGCAUUGAAGGAAGAGGGCGCACCCAGUGUUUCCCAACAAUAUACCUCUUCUACCGAUACAAAGCAACCCAAUGAAGGGGACGCAUCUCAGACCCAAGACACUAAAGAGGACAUUAAGCCCAAAAUCCACAACACGGGAAAGUUCAUCAUCGGUUUACGCAACGAUCAGGGAAAGCCGAAAGAUCAUUCCACGAGGGACAACAGCACAGUAAAAGAUCCCCAGAGCAGCCCGAGCGAUGGAAUAGUGCAGCGGACCUUGCAUGUCCGCGUGGUCCCUUCAGAUGAAAACACAACUGGUUCAAAGAAGCUACAGGCGGUAGUUUAUGUGCACCAACCGUUCAUAUUCACUUUCCUUUUUGAUACAGAAACGCCAUCGCUGGCUGAACCUUCGCUCUACAAUGACAUCCAACAUCAAUUAGCCCCCCUCCAGAAAUCGCUUUCAAACUCCACGUCGCCCGCAAAUGCAGCACAACGGAUAUCAAUGUCAGAGAACACCUUUGACUCCAACAAGCGAUUCUCAAUCAAGAACCAACCAGUCUACGACCUUGUCUACGAUCCAUCAAACCUCACAAUCCGAUCCUCGAUCCCGAAUAUCCCAGACCCAGCCGCCAAUGCCGGAGACCCCAACGCACCACCACCCUGGUCACGAGUCGAAAGUCUCAACAUCCACCACCGACUCCUCAGCACCUACGCUGAAACCAGAUCCCGGCCUCUGGAACUCGAACGAACGUGCAAAACUAACCGCGGCUGGUGGGUGGUCUGGGUUCGUCUCUCCGAACCCCCCACCACCGAUAAAGACAUCACCGACGACGAGGUCCCCACCGACAUGAAUAGCCCUGCACCGCAGGAAGCGUUUGUAAUACGAAGAGCCAGCGACCAUGUCCCUGCAGCCAGUCAUUCACGUAACGGCAGCGGUGCGAGGUUCCUGCGAGAUCUUGGCGGCGCUUCCCCCAGACUGCAGGCGUCUCGCGCUGACAUGGGACCAGGGAAGCUGGUUGAAGGACUGGGUCUCGAUGCUCGGCGGUAUAUCGAGGGCUUAUUGCGUUUGAAUCAGUAAAGCCCGAGUUUUAUUUAUUAGAUAAAGUUGCUUAUAAUAGUUACCUCUAAUACAGGGAUAAGAUAAACGAAACUCGGUUGCUACAAUCCAAGCUCGACCUCUAGACAGAAUUCCUUAAGAG